AGCAACAACCAAAUAAAAAACAGAAUACCUUACAAACUACUGAACCUGAUAGUAGUGUCUUCACUAUCAAUAACAACAAAGAAACUCCAGUUAUUAUGGACGUCGACCCUCUUCUGCUCGAUAAAGAAAAGGGCAAAGAAGUUUUAACAGGCAAGAUCCAAUUAUCACAAUCUACAACAUGCCUUCUUUUAUUUCCUUCAGCUGAUGAUUAUGAAGUAGCAAUCAGUAAUGACAAUCUCACGAUCAAUAGCAAACAUGUAGAAUGA
Molecule: messenger RNA, 266 nt
Organism: Funneliformis mosseae
Lineage: Eukaryota; Fungi; Glomeromycota; Glomeromycetes; Glomerales; Glomeraceae
Source: the annotation of a GenBank genome assembly